CUCCAUUCCUCUCCCUCCGUUCCUCUCCCUCCAUUCCUCUCCUUCCAUUUCUCCUCCUCUAUUCUGCCCGUCCCGGCCCUGCCACCCCUCCCAACACCAUGUCGGACCGGCUGGGCAAGCCCACUUGCCUCCUCGUCGCCAGCGCCGCUACCGCCGGUGUGUCAGCCCAGUCCUUCCUGCACUGCUUCACGCUGGCCAGCUCUGCUUUUAAUCUGCAAGUUGCAACUCCGGGGGGGAAGCCCAUGGAUUUUGUGGAUGUGAAGGAGAGCAACGCUCGCUGGAUCCAGGAUUUCCGGAUGAAAUCCUACGCCAGCCCUGCCAAGCUGGAGUCCAUUGAUGGUGCCAGGUACCACGCCUUGCUGAUUCCAAACUGUCCUGGAGCUAUGACUGACCUGGCAAACAGUGGGUACCUGGCAAAGAUACUGCAGCACUUCAGCACUGAGAGCAAGCCCAUCUGUGCAGUUGGACACGGAGUUGCAGCCUUGUGUUGUGCCACCAAUGAGGAUAAAUCCUGGGUGUUCCAGGGGUACAGCCUGACAGGGCCCUCUGUGUAUGAGCUGAUAAGGCAGCCAAACUUUGCCAGUUUGCCCAUAAUUGUGGAAGAUUUUGUGAAAGACACUGGAGCCACGUUCAGUGCCAGCAGUCCGGAUGCUGUCCACGUGGUGCUGGACAGGCACCUGGUGACAGGGCAGAAUGAGAAUUCCACUCUUCCUGCUGUCCAGAAUCUUCUGAUCCUCUGCAAUGUCAGGUGAAUGUGUGUUUCAAGUCCUUUCCUGGCUGUGGACUAACGGGUGGUGUCAUGUUUGGAUGUGUUUCAUUCAGCAGGAAAUGAAGGAGCAGGGCUCUUUGCAAAUAGCAUGGAUGAAGAGCCAGCAGGCUAAGGGAAUUUCUUGUCUGUUAACUGGAUAAAACAUCUCUAAAGUUCUGUCCUGGACUGUGAAGUGACUGUGACAGUGAAGUGGCAAUGUCAGGUUUUGCACAUAUAGACUGGAUGAAGGUUGGGAGUAAGAAAACCUUGGAGUGCAACUGGGAGAAACCACCUUGCAUUUUGGUCACUGCAUUUUUUUUUUCACUGCUUCUCUCUAGACCAUGAAGUUACAGAUGUGGGAACUUUGUUAGAGGCAAAGUUGGUGCUAAAAAUACAGAUGCUGAAGACCUUGGCUGAUGUUACACUGGUUUUUUAGUGACUUUGCCCCAAAGAGGACUUGGAGCUCUGUGACCCAUCAGGUGGUUUUGUUUCCAGUAUCCAAAUCUACUCCCAGAGCUUCAGUUGUGGUUUCAGUUGUGUUCUCACCUCUUGGUGGGUGACAGAGUCACUGCCUGGGACACAGGAUGGCAAAUACUGAGCUCAAGUCUGAAUAAAGCAGAAGCAGUGGUGUGAAGGCAGCUCACUGUGGUGAUGAGAUGUCAUUGUUUCCUUCCUUGGCUGUUCGCAUUAUUGGACUCCUGUUGAAAAACUUUGCUCAGCUGUUUAUGAAUGGUCCCCUGGCUGGU
This is a messenger RNA of Calypte anna (Anna's hummingbird), 1494 nucleotides long. RefSeq names its product glutamine amidotransferase like class 1 domain containing 1 (gene GATD1). The coding region runs from base 99 to 752 and encodes 217 amino acids. Lineage: Eukaryota; Metazoa; Chordata; Aves; Apodiformes; Trochilidae. The record is from RefSeq and is a predicted model, not a curated record. The transcript has 8 exons.